Molecule: messenger RNA, 2214 nt
Organism: Linnemannia hyalina
Lineage: Eukaryota; Fungi; Mortierellomycota; Mortierellomycetes; Mortierellales; Mortierellaceae
Source: the annotation of a GenBank genome assembly
AUGUCCAACAACCUUCUGAAGCUGUUCUGUCUUGUCGAUGGAGAGGCCACCACCAACGCGUUCCCUGUCGAGAUCGAGUCAACCAAGACCAUUGGCGACCUCAAGAACUUCAUCAAGGACAAGAAUGCUGUCGAGUUUACAGAUGUCGAUGCCAAUUCCCUUACUCUCUGGCGCGUCUCGAUCCCAGAUGCAGACGACGACGAGACCCCUGUCUUGCUUGACGGCCUGACAAGGAAAAAAAAACUGAGGGUGACGAACGAGCUUUCGAUGGUCUUUGACGCCGCUUAUCCAGAGGACACGAUUCACGUUAUUGUCCAGCGACCCCCACCAGAUCCUCAGUAUUUACCUCAGAAGAAGAGGAUUCGUAUUGAGGAAGGUUGGAAGCCAUUUACGGCAUCUGACGGAAUCCGGGUGGAUUUGCCUCCUUCUUGGAUCGACAUACUUGCGAGCACCGAAUUUGUACCCGAGCCGCGAGCAGCAUUCGCUCACCUCAAAGGCAACGUCCAAGCUGGCGACGCAAUCAUUAUGCCGAACAUGGGUCAAGACCCCAAGGACUUCGGAUGUUACGGCCAAGGUCGCAGGCUUUUCGUUACCGAGCAAAUGCUGGAACUUUGGGAUGACAUGCAUCGGGACCAAGAGCGUACGUACAGACGAGUCCUGUCCGGUCCGAUGGGUGUUGGUAAGUCGUAUCUGUCCUAUUUCCUCGCAGCAAGGGCGUAUGUUGAAGGGUGGCUUGUCCUCUACAUUUCGGACGCCGCAGUGUUGGACAAGAACAAGCAGGACGAGUCAGCAUUGCAGGUGGUGAAGCGAUUCCUGGCACUCAACAAAGAUAUUUUGACCGGCGCCGAGUUGGCGAUGCUUUUGAACGACUACGACGGCACACGCAACAUAUCAAGGAAUGCUAUGUCAGUAAUCUUCGGGACGCUACUCAUGUCGCGGGAUCGGAAGACGCUGUUGCUUGUUGACGAGCAUGGGAAAUUGUUCCAACGAAAGCCUUACGUGCCGGACAAGUUCAAGUCUCUGGUUCCUCUGAAGUCAUACCACUGGUGGGGAGAAGACGCCAAGGGGUCUCGGGUGGUUUUCACAGGCACCGCGCACGCCAAGUACGAGAUGGAGAUCCUGGAGAUGAGCUAUAGGUUCACGUCGGUGGUUUUUGUCGGCCCGCUAUCAAGGCAUGUAUUCUCCAAGCUGCUGGACACGCACCGUCGCCUGGCAGCACCAGCCAUCAGAGAUGAGGUCACAGCAAUCACAAACUGUGUGGCGCGAGAGCUUGUGUAUCUGUCAGCCGCCGUCAAGGAUCGCCCGGAACCGAUCUCCCUAGACGACCUUCACAAAUGGACGAAAGACCGAACCAAGGAUUUCCUAGCUAUCGUUACGGUGUACUACAAGAGCCUUGACGCUUAUAGCAAAGAGCAAUUCUACAAGGCCCUCCAGCAAACGUUCCUCGGCAGCACUAGCACAAUCGAUUUCGAAUGGGACUUCUUGGAUCUAGGACUCAUUUAUCGGGGCAAGGACGUCACUCAGAUCGGAACACAACACCACAUUUUAUGCCGUCCCGCCCAGUGGGCUCUUCUAGAGCUGUUCAAGACGCUUCCGCUAGCUGCGAAUACCAGAAGUCGAAUUUGUGACGGCAGCCUCAGCGGGGCCGACUUUGAGACGGCACUGUGUCAUCAGCUCAUAUGCACCACCAAACCAAUUGUGCUUAAUGCAACAGAUCUCAACGGCAAGAACUCGACUACCAUUACAUUGGAUUUUUCCCACUGUGACACUCUCCAAACCGACAAGGGAAGUACUUCCCUUGGAUCCGGCCACAAAAAAGCUUUGACCCGCGGCUAUGAACGAUAUCCUCGGUUUGACUUCAUGCUUGGACUGCUGUUCAUUCAGGCAUCCAUCAGCGAUUUUGAAAGUCACAAUGCGGGCUCGGCAGACAUCAGCAAGGCUUUCAACGUCAGGGAUGCCAACAACAAGAAUCAGAUUGAACGUUACCUAAACGAUCUUUAUGGUUCCGAUCACCACGCCGAAAUUGUGGACAACAGGUUUGUUAUCACGCGGAAUGGUGUUCGUGUGCCUGAGUUUCGCAUAGUCUACAUUCGUGGCUCUCUUGGCAAACCUUCGCAUCGCGGUUUGGUCAAGAAGUAUCCAGAUGUUCGACAUAUCUCCUUCGAGGAAGUCAGGGAGAAACUUUUCAAGAAUAUUGGUACAUCUUCCCUAUGA